UCUGUUCUCAGUCUAGAGGCGAGACUGUGCGAAUGAUAGCAGCAGCAGCGCACAGUGAUUCUGCAGGCAUGUAAAGAUCCAAACAGAGCUCAUAAUAUACAAGCCUAAUAUUUCUUUUUAAAAUACAUUUUCUUUAUAUUUUACUAUUCCACCCCUCCUAAACGGGUAAUAUAUUUUACUGCAAAAUGACAACGUUAUCCCUACUGUUUAUGGCCGUGUCCAUCGCUUUGAUAGCUGCAGAAUCAUCUGUUUAUUUCCGAGAGCAAUUUGAAGACGGAGACACCUGGAGGAGCCGAUGGAUGGAAUCCAAGCAUAAAUCCGACUACGGCCAGUUUGUGCUCUCUGCAGGCAAAUUUUAUGGCGAUGCCGAGAAAGAUAAGGGUCUUCAGACCAGUCAGGAUGCUCAUUUCUACGCGGUUUCAUCCCGCUUUCCUGAUUUCAACAACAAGGAUCAGCCCCUCGUGAUCCAGUUCACUGUAAAACAUGAACAGAGCAUUGACUGUGGUGGAGGCUACAUCAAACUUUUCCCAUCAGACCUCAAACAGGAAGAUAUGCAUGGAGAUUCCACCUAUAAUAUCAUGUUUGGUCCUGACAUCUGUGGCCCUGGCACCAAGAAAGUACAUGUAAUCUUCAAUUACAAAGGCAAAAAUCAUUUGAUCAACAAAGACAUUAGAUGCAAGGAUGAUGAAUACACCCACCUGUAUACGCUUAUUGUCAAUCCUGACAACACUUAUGAAGUCAAGAUUGAUAAUAAGAAGGUAGAGUCUGGAUCUCUGGAAGAAGACUGGGACGUCCUGCCCCCCAAAAAGAUCAAGGAUCCUGAAGCGAAAAGGCCUGAGGACUGGGACGAGAGAGAGAAGAUCGAUGACCCUGAUGACAAGAAACCAGAGGACUGGGACAAAGCCGAGAACAUCCCUGAUCCUGAUGCCAAGAAGCCUGAUGACUGGGAUGAUGAGAUGGAUGGGGAGUGGGAGCCGCCCAUGGUUACCAAUCCUGAAUAUAAGGGUGAGUGGAAACCCCACCAGAUUGACAAUCCUGCUUACAAGGGGAAAUGGGUGCACCCUGAAAUUGAUAAUCCGGAGUACACUGCUGACAGCGAAAUCUAUAAAUACGAUAGCAUCGGAGUGAUCGGACUGGACUUGUGGCAGGUUAAGUCUGGCACAAUUUUUGACAACUUUCUCAUUACAAAUGACCCCAAACUGGCAGAAGAGGUUGGCGAUGAGACUUGGGGUGCCACAAAGGAUGCUGAGAAGAAAAUGAAAGAAAGUCAAGAAGAGGAAGACAGAAAGAAGCGUGAGGAAGAGGAAAAUACAAGAAAGGAGGAGGUGAAGGAUGAAGGGGAAGAUGAAGAUAAGGAAGAGGAGGAGGAGGAGGAAGAAGAAGAGGAUGAAGAGGAGGAGGAGGAAGAGGAGGAGGAGGAAGAGGAAACAGACUCUAAACUCAAAGACGAGUUGUAGAUUUCAACAGGAACUUGUGAAGAAAUGUCCCAUGACUAAUGGGGUACAAUACAGAGAACUGGACUAAUGCUGGACAU
This is a messenger RNA of Rhinichthys klamathensis goyatoka, 1534 nucleotides long. RefSeq names its product calreticulin (gene calr). The coding region runs from base 186 to 1457 and encodes 423 amino acids. The record is from RefSeq and is a predicted model, not a curated record. Lineage: Eukaryota; Metazoa; Chordata; Actinopteri; Cypriniformes; Leuciscidae. The transcript has 9 exons. Gene Ontology annotation, biological process: protein folding. Gene Ontology annotation, cellular component: endoplasmic reticulum membrane; endoplasmic reticulum. Gene Ontology annotation, molecular function: calcium ion binding.